AUUCUUGCGGUUUUCAGGGCACCAGAAAGUUAGAAACCAACACCUUCCUCCCACGUUCCGAUCACUAACGCUUUGUUCUGUUACUGAAAAUGCCUGGACUGACGAUCGGCGACACUCUUCCAAACCUGGAAGUCGAAACCACAAAAGGAAAAUUCAAGCUUCACGACUACGUAGGAGAUGGCUGGGCCAUUAUCUUCUCUCACCCAGGGGACUUCACUCCGGUAUGCACGACGGAGUUGGGUAAGAUGGCAGCCUACGAAGAGGAAUUUAGCAAGCGAGGAGUGAAGCUACUGGGCCUCUCUUGCGAUGACAUCCAGUCCCACAACGACUGGAUCAAGGACAUUGAAGCCUACACUCCUGGGUGCAAGGUGAACUACCCGAUCGUUGCUGAUCCCAACAGGGAGAUCAUCAAACAUCUGAACAUGGUGGAUCCAGAUGAGAAGGACUCCACAGGAAACCCUGUGCCAUCCCGAGCGCUGCACAUCGUGGGCGGAGAUAAGGAAGUAAAGCUGAGCUUCCUAUACCCAGCCAGCACUGGGCGUAACAUGGAGGAGAUACUGAGGGUGGUGGACUCCCUGCAGAAGGCAGCGAAGCAUAAGGUGGCGACUCCGGCGAAUUGGAAGCAGGGGGAUCCCGUCGUGAUUUCACCCACCGUGUCCAAUGAACAGGCCAAGCAGAUGUUCCCUCAGGGUUAUAAGAUCGCAGAUCUCCCCUCCAAGAAGGAAUAUCUCCGUUUUACCAACGUCUGAUUCUGAUACAUCUCUAUCUCUGCCUAUCAUAUAUUUAUAUGUAUGCCAAUAGGGUAUAGGUUAAUUAUUAGACUGUGUUUGGAUGUGAACUAUAUAAAUAUGAAUACUGGUGCACUAAUGGACCCUGCAUGUUUGUUCUGAGUUUUACUUGUUACCGGUAUCAAGACUCAAGAACUCAAGAUCUCACCUUUUUUUUUUUUGUAAUUGUCUUUUGGGUAUCUGGAUAGUCGGGCUAAUGGGUCCAAAUAUCUCGAUUGUUGGGUUAAUGGGUCCUUGUGGAGGAAUAUAAUCUAUGGAGAGCCUGUAAAGAUAGGAGGCAUCUCCCUUUGUUCCCAA
This is a messenger RNA of Nelumbo nucifera (sacred lotus), 1085 nucleotides long. RefSeq names its product 1-Cys peroxiredoxin. The record is from RefSeq and is a predicted model, not a curated record. Gene Ontology annotation, molecular function: peroxiredoxin activity. Gene Ontology annotation, cellular component: mitochondrion; cytosol. NCBI's taxonomy places the organism in Eukaryota, Viridiplantae, Streptophyta, Magnoliopsida, Proteales, Nelumbonaceae. Gene Ontology annotation, biological process: cell redox homeostasis; cellular oxidant detoxification.